This is a messenger RNA of Dreissena polymorpha, 3083 nucleotides long. RefSeq names its product non-homologous end-joining factor 1-like. Gene Ontology annotation, cellular component: nucleus; DNA ligase IV complex. Gene Ontology annotation, biological process: double-strand break repair via nonhomologous end joining. The record is from RefSeq and is a predicted model, not a curated record. Bases 98 to 1141 code for a protein of 347 amino acids. The transcript is spliced from 8 exons. Gene Ontology annotation, molecular function: DNA end binding. Lineage: Eukaryota; Metazoa; Mollusca; Bivalvia; Myida; Dreissenidae.
CUGAUAAGCUUCGCAAUGAAGCACGACUUUUGUUGACUGUUGUAGUUUCUCACAAAUGAGGUGUUGCACAUCCUAUUUGCAUACCAUAUAAACAAUAAUGAGUUCAGAGGUGGAAUGGCGGCGAAAGUGGAAACCAACGCUUACAGCGUAUCCAUGGCAACCGAUCAAAAUUCAUGGCACGGUUUACAUGAUCAAAUAUAAGUUCACCCCAAACUCGUAUGAAUUGCUUCUUACAGACUUAAAGCAUUUUUGGUACGAAGAACUUGCGGAUAAUAAAUUGCAGAAACGUGUGAAGAAACUCAACCCAGGCAUAGAGGCUCCUCUAACAAGAAUCCUCGAUCAGGUCAAAAGUGUGUUGGAUAAGACUCAGGAGGAUCCAAACACAGCCAUUAAGAUCUCGUUCCAGACAGAGGACGGCGGUCAGGAUGUACGUGUGCUCAUGUCACUGACCUCCCAGCUUGCCGGGCUGCCCUUCUCAUGGAACUUCCACUGCCUGCCCGCUGAGCAACACAUGGGUUCAGAGCACCUGACCUUGCCUCUGAUGGCGAUGGUGAGUGAGUUGUCACGGCGACAACGGGAGCUGUUCCAGGUCAUCCAGGCCAAGGACAAGCAAAUAGACGACUACAAGGGGCAGGGAGCAAAAGUGUCACGAAAGCAUAUAGAGACCACAAAGUUUGUGGAAACUGCGUUUGAAAUGAGCAUGAUGACCUCACAGGGUUUUGAGGACCAGAUGAGAAACUUUGAGCUGGAUACUUUCAACAGUCGAGGUCAGGACCUUUACAGGCAGAUCAUGACCAAACACGCCUGGGUACACAGUCCUACCAAAGGUAUGAAAUCGGAUGACGACAGUCUGCUAGACGACAUGUCUAGUAGCGAGGACAAGAAGAGGUCUACUGGGGACUCCUGGGGGAACUCACGUCUUCCACCCUCCCUGCAGCAGUCCAGAUCUCCCAACAAGACACCAAGCCCAAACAAGACACCCAGUUCAGCCAAGACAUCUAACAACGCCACACCUGAGUCCUCCCCUGUAAAGGGACAUGACUCUGAGUUGCUUCGAAGGCAGGCCCUGGAAAGACGGCUUGAGGAAGAAGAAGCCAAGAAGAUGGAAAAGGCGCGCAAAAAAAAGAAGAUCGCAUUCUGACAUGGUGGUACGCACUGUAUUCUGGGGCUGUAGUACGCAUUCCUGGUUUGUUGAAGCGGUUGGCACUUAUGGCUUAAAUGAAUGUUGUAGGAGAAAGACAAUCGGUUGAGAUUAGAAGGAUAUUGAAAAGUGGUAUGUGCAUUGAGCAUUCCUGGGGGACCAAAGGAUAACUUUCAGUUGUCGAUUUUUUAUGCCCUCGGAUUGAAUGAUCGGGGGUGUAUUGUUUUUGGCCUGUCUGUCUGUCAUUGUGUGUGUCUGUUACUAAACUUUAACCUUGGUCAUAACUUUUGCAAUAUUGAAGAUAGCAACUUGAUAUUUGGCGUGCAUGUGCAUCUCAGAGCUGCACAUUUUGAGUGGUGAAAGGUCAAGGUCAUCCUUUAAGGUCAAAGGUCAAAUAUAUGGCUUCAAAGCGGCGCAGUAGGGGGCAUUGUGUUUUACAAACACAGCUCUUGUUGACUAUGAAGCAAUUUAUUUAGCAUUACUCCUCAUUAUUAAGUUAUCAUGUUAUACUACUUACCCAUUAAUCUGCGUCUGAAAAAUGCUUAAGUUAUGAAUCAUCAGUCCUAUGUGCCUGGACCAAGUUGCUGGAAACUUAAUCAGCAAACAAAGCAGACAGACAGACAAAUUUCAGAUGUUUGUGAAAAUUAAUAAUACAUGUAACUUUCUUACCAAACUAUAAAUUGCUAGUUCAAACCAUAUUUUAUUUUCAUUUCACAAAUAAAGGUUUAUUUUUUUUAUCUUUUAAUAACUUCAUCCAAAAGUACAUGGUUGAUCACUUUUUUCUUUAUUAGAAUGUCAAAGUUUUCAGGAAUUGGUCUGAUUUUUGAAAGAAAAUCCUUGUUGUAUUGAUGUUGAUUAUUCUGUGCAUUAACGAUGGAUGCAAUGUAACUAUUCAAUCAAGAAUUUUCGCAAUGUGAUAAACUAUGAGUUAUAGUACUGUACAUGUUUGAAACCUGAUUGAUCUAUGCAAAGCUAAUGUCAAUAUGCAGUUCUAUCGGUAUAUAUGAGCCACGUUCUGAGAAAACCGGGCUUAAUGCAUGUGCGUAAAGUGUCAUCCCAGAUUAGGCCUGUGCAGUUCGCACAGGCUAAUCAGGGACGACACUUUCCGCUUUUAUGGUAUUUUUCGUUUAAAGGAAGUCCCUUCUUACUGAAAAUCUUGUUAAGCAUUUUAUCCCAUCAUCAGACGUGCAUUGUCGAAAUAAACCACUGUGGAAUAAAUUUUCCUCUAUUUCAGCAGUGCUGAAAUAUAGCUGUCACGCGCGGCGGAGAAUGGUCAUAUUACUCAGAAUCAACUAUAAAGUAAUCAUUUUUAGUAAAAUCGAAUCAGAUUCAACAAAACAAACAAUUUGAUACCAAAAUGUAAUAUAUUUUUAACACAUAAUGCAACUCAAAAAGCAAAUAAACAUUAUUUACAAAUAUUAAGUGCGCGUACUCGUGACGUCAUUAUUAACUCGUCAUACGACACAAUGCAUGUUGUUUCACGCUAAAGAUGCAGUUGUUAAGUGUCUUUUUUUGCAUUAUUUCUUAAAAAAAGGGGACGUAGAGGUAUGAUAAACAGAAAAACAGGUUAGUUACCGAUCUUUUUGUAAUGUAUUAGGCUCGACACGAUUAAAAUAAUGAAACAAUGUUUGCUUAAAAUAACUUUGGGAUUUUCCGUCUAGUUCGAUUUUCCUAUUCUAUUUUUAAAGAAAUAAUUUACGACUAAGAAAAUUGAUGGGAUAAAUGGAAUACUAGGUCGGUGCCGAAUAAAGCAAAGUUUAUCUUGCUCGGCACGAAAAUCUGAACCACACGCAAAGGCUUGUGGUUCAGAUUUUCUAAGCCUUGCAAAAUAAACUUUGCUUUAUUCGGCACCGACCUAGUAUUCUCUUUUUAUCCCAUCAUCAGACAUGCAUUGUCGAAAUAAACCACUGUGGAAUAAAUUUUCCUCUAUUUCAGCAGUGCU